Ruditapes philippinarum (Manila clam) is the source of this 1234-nucleotide messenger RNA. RefSeq lists its product as uncharacterized. The record is from RefSeq and is a predicted model, not a curated record. The coding region runs from base 61 to 1191 and encodes 376 amino acids. NCBI's taxonomy places the organism in Eukaryota, Metazoa, Mollusca, Bivalvia, Venerida, Veneridae. The transcript is spliced from 14 exons.
ACACUUAUUUGUAGAGGUCAAUAUAUUAGGACAUAUGUUCGAGAUAUUCCUUUUAGAAUCAUGGAGUACAAGAUAUACUUUCUGCUCUUUGGAACUGCGGCAUUUCUUCAUCAGAUUUCGGCAUUUUUGUGGUUUUUCCCCAAACCUACACAAAGUCCAGCAUGCGAAAUGGUUCCGGAAUAUUUAAAUUUGAGACAAGCAAUCAGAAGUCAGCCAUGUUUGAGCAACACACAAAUUUGGUCCAUGCUUGAGUCUGUUGCAAAACACAAGUAUGCUUGCAUGCAUCGUGCAAUUACAGAAAUGAAAGCGGAUGUAGAUGCUGCAGAAGAUCAUGGAGAACAUUGCCACUGCAAUGCUUAUUUUCAGAAGACCAAUUUUAUGAACAUACCUGGUAUUGCUGACCAAAGCGGGGAUUGUAUUUUCUGGAACCCGGACUGUCAUUAUCUGAUGGGUUAUUUCUAUUUACUUAUCGGACAAAUCGAGCAGAAAUCUCCGUGUCGUUCUCAUCACCACGUUUGGAAACAUUUGGAUGCCAUGCACGCCCUUGGACGGGAUAUUUACUUAAUUCAACAUCUUAGUCAUACGUUUUCAUCGGGACGACAGGAUACAUGUACUUGCAAAGAUAGUCGUCCAACAACAUCAGUGUCAUCCACUUCUAUAAGGACAUCAACGGCGAUCACAACUACCCCUGUAGAGACCUCAAAAACGUCGUCAUUUACCCAAGGUCUGAUAUAUACUGCAACUUCACCCCAUCGUUCUACAGAUAAAAAUAUUCCUGAAAUCACAACAAAAGCUUUUCCUUCAUGUAAAAAGUAUGAAAUUAUUUCUGACGUUGCAAGCUCUAAAUACGAAUCCCAUGCAGAUGCCCGACUAUGUUCCUCUGGCAAAAAGACGUCGCACGAGGCACUAGUUAUGGCAAAUUGUGAUGCUGGGCCAACAAGUGCCUGGAAGACAGGCGAAAAUGUGAUGUCUAUAUGUUCAUCGCUUCCCUCUUACACACCGAUUGCUUCAAUAUCCAGUGGAAAUACAGGACUGAAUUGGGGCAGAUCGGGAAUAUUUGUAGGUUGUCUUGGUAACGGAUUUAAGAUGGUGUAUCAAGACUGCGAUACGGAACCGAGUUUUGUUCAUGUUAUCCGUGGAAAGGGGACCGGAACGCACGAUCCAUACAACUACUUUGUCAUUUCAAAAUAGAUACAUUAUUCAUGUGGCUUUUUUGAAAAAUGUAGCCUUCUCG